AUGGCCUGCAUUAUCCUCGCCGAUGGCAGCCGCGUAGACUCGGCGAAACUGGUUGGCAACGGCGCCGAUGGUUUCGUUAUUCGUUAUGGAGACCACGUCAUGAAAAUUCCUAAUCUUCUUGGACACCUUCAGCCGAGCGGUGAAAUCGAAGCCCACGUCGAUAACGACCUCUACCGCGAGUCCCUAGAAGCGGAGAAAGAAGUUUACAAGCGGCUGCAACAUGUCCCCGGCGUUGCCGAAUGUCUCGGGUGUACGACUAAUGGGAUACGGCUGAGAUACUACCCGAAUGGAUCGCUACAUGAACUCAUCACUCGCCGCGGACCGCCACCAAUGUCUUGGAGACGGCGAUGGGUUCUCCAAGCAACAGAUAUUAUUGCGCGAUGCCAUGAGAGAGGAGUCUUGGUCUUGGACAUCGCUCUGCGCAACUUUCUGCUCACGGACGAAUUUGAUCUUCGCAUUAUCGACUUUGCAAACAGCUCGCUGGUCUCGCGAGAUGCGGACAUUACAAAGGCUAAUAUAGAUGGGGGAACAGCUUUGUUGGAUCUACUCUACCUCUCCACCGUCAUCUAUUCGAUUCUGACCUGGCAAGACUUUUCGACCCAUUGCUUCGAUGAGUCGGAGUGGCCAAGCGCAGAUACGAUGCCCGACCUGGCCGGCCUUGCUUUCGCUCCGGUCAUACGGAAGUGCUGGCUUCGAAAAUACACGUGCAUCCAAGAUCUUGCAUGCGAGAUACGGCAGUACGCUGUAGUGCCUUCUAACGAGCCACUCGAUCACCAUGCCCUAGUGUUCGCUCCGCCUAGGAUCAACGUCCGGUCUUCAUCGUCUGACUCUCCGCCUGAAAGAGGUCAGCUCAAGACCAUGGAGAAUGCGCCUCUAUCAACAAACCCUCUUGCAUGGUGGGCAUUUGUUUUGCCUGUCGUGACUGGAGGCCUGAGAAGCCUUGUUCGGUGGUUGGCACUGGGUGCCGCUAAGUUGAGCCGUCUCGCAUUCUAG
Messenger RNA from Ramularia collo-cygni, 993 nucleotides. RefSeq lists its product as uncharacterized. Gene Ontology annotation, molecular function: ATP binding; protein kinase activity. The record is from RefSeq and is a predicted model, not a curated record. The transcript has a single exon. The coding region runs from base 1 to 993 and encodes 330 amino acids. Lineage: Eukaryota; Fungi; Ascomycota; Dothideomycetes; Mycosphaerellales; Mycosphaerellaceae. Gene Ontology annotation, biological process: protein phosphorylation.